Molecule: messenger RNA, 1946 nt
Organism: Oppiella nova
Lineage: Eukaryota; Metazoa; Arthropoda; Arachnida; Sarcoptiformes; Oppiidae
Source: the annotation of a GenBank genome assembly
GGUCUGUUUAAGAGGGCUGUUAUGGAGAGCGGAUCCGUUUUGUAUAAUAAGGACAGACCGGCGCUCAGUACUGUUGAGGGCCUCCAAAAGGCUAAGGAUUUGGCAAAAAGACUUAAUUGUGAUGAAUAUGACUACAAAUGGUUGGACUGUUUGCGAGCCAUUGAGGACCCAAACCUUUUCAUAGAAGGCAUGGGAUUAACUCAUCUCGUGUUUGACAUUGAGUUGAUAGCGGGUGUCAGCAAAGAUGAGGGACCUAUGAUGGCAAUGAUGUUAAUCCCGGAAAUGAGGGCCCAUUUUACUGUCGAGUCGUUCAAGAAAGCUGUUAAUGUGAGUGUAAUAGUGGUGUGCAUUGUUCGGUGUGUUUGCGAUGAGAGUUAUAGUGUUGUCGUGAAUACGAGUUCGGGUGGAGUGAGGGGACAGACACUGAAUGUUGUGAAUCACAAAAUCAAUCAAUUCUUGAAUAUACCUUAUGCUGAGCCCCCGGUGGGCCCACGAAGGUUCAGUCCACCACAACCCCUCAAAACACCUAAACAACCUGUGAGGGAAGGAAGGGUAAAGGUGAUGGGUCAAAUCACUACAAGUGAGGACUGUUUGGUACUAAACGUAUGGACACCUAAUGUGGAGAAUAGGAGUUCAUUAAAACCCGUCAUGUUUUUCAUAUACGGCGGGGGAUUGAGUUUGGGCUCAAUAUUUCAAAAGAUGAAUAACGCCAGUGCUUUGGCCACCAAUGAUGUGGUCGUUGUUUCGGUCAACUAUAGGGUCGGACCCUUAGGUUUCCUAUACGGUGGCGAUGAUACCAGUCCUGGAAAUUUGGGUUUAUAUGACCAGUUGUUAGGUCUUAAAUGGGUCCGGGAAAAUAUUCAUUUAUUUGGUGGGGAUAAGGAUGAGAUUACUAUUUUUGGUAUAAGCGCCGGCAGUUGGUCCGUAUCGGCACAUGUAUUGUCUCCCCUAUCAAAGGGUCUGUUUAAGAGGGCUGUUAUGGAGAGCGGAUCCGUUUUGUAUAAUAAGGACAGACCGGCGCUCAGUACGGUUGAGGGCCUCCAAAAGGCUAAGGAUUUGGCAAAAAGACUUAAUUGUGAUAAAUAUGACUACAAAUGGUUGGACUGUUUGCGAGCCAUUGAUGACCCAAACCUUUUCAUAGAGUUUCCCAUAAAUGGAAAUAUGAUUGAAUUCACUCACGCAGUGUUUGGCACUCAAUUCCUACCCGUUUUACCACAAAAAGCAUUUGAAAAUAAUUUAUACAAUAAUGACAUUGAGUUGAUAGCGGGUGUCACCAAAGAUGAGGGACCGAUGUUUGCAAUGAAGUUAAUCCCGGAAAUGAGGGCCCAUUUUACAGUCGAGUCGUUCAUAAGAGCUGUGAAUAGACUGAACGAUGUAUACCGUAAUAUAGAUGUGGAGGAAGUGUCCGAUUAUUAUCUCAAAAGUAUUGACACAACAAAUGAGUCCCAAUUGAAGGGAGCGUUGAGUGCACUCUAUGGGGAUCUGGUGUUCACGUGUGCGACCUAUCACUUCGCCAAACAAUUUGCCAAAAGUGGACAAAAUGUCUAUUUUUAUAGAUUUAAUUACCAGAGCAAUCAAUUAGCAGAGAUUAGUAACGGUUUAUGUAGUGGUGAUAACAUAUGCCACGGCGCCGAUGCACCUUUUGUGUUGGGACAACCUUUAAUACAUCAUCAGGGUGAUUUCACAGAAACUGAUUACGAUUUCAGUAUAGAAAUAAUGAAUAUAUGGACAGAUUUUGCUAAAAAUAGGAAACCACACAAUGUUUGGCCGAAACUAAUAGACAUUUCGGACGCGAAUUCAGUGCCAAAAGUGAAAGACUUGAAUCCCAACGAUAUGUCACUUGUUUUGGACAAUCCGUACGGAAGUACUUGUGAUGGCAUUUGGAGUCAAUAUUUUUAAUUAUUUAAUAUUUAUAUAAUGUAAUUUAAAAAUUAUUUUAUUAAAUC